GGGUUCGUUCGAACAAAGAAAGCGAACCCAGUUCUAGAGAUUAGGCGGCGUGUCCUUUCGAUCCUGUAAUUUACCGCUCAAAUCAUCGAAAACUCAGAAAGCUGACCGGCGAAAAGCUUAGCUAACACCCGAGUUAUUUCAUCAGACAAAGUGGAGCUAUCAAAAAAUGGAAUCAAUGAGAUGAUUGACUUUCAAAGUUUCUGCAAAAGUAACGCAAAGUAUUACAUAAUAUCCGUUCUAAUUGUCGAAUGCUUUGUGUUUUCGACUCAAUCAGAUCGGCCCAUAAUGGUGCGAAAAUGAACUCAAAUAGAUCAAAUGUCCAAAGAAAAGUUAAGAUCACAGAGCUAACCGCUGUUUAGAUGGUAAAUUUUGAAAAUGUAUUCGUGUCUGGGGUCAAAAUUUGACCAUUCAUAGCUGUAUGGUAAAGUACAACUGAAUUGACUGGCCAUCCCAAGAUAGAUUUGUUCUGGUGGUUUACCCUUUGAACCCUACCUGGGUUUUGAAGAAUUUGGAAAGUUCACAUUUCCGAACCUGAAUUAGUUUGCGGCGUGAUAUUUGUUUAUAUAGGGCGUUAAAGUCCCGUUAUUUGGAGUCAUAAUAGCCGAAAAACAAUAAAUCUUUGGAGGUUAUUGUUCAAUAAAUUAGCUAUUCGCGUUACCAGAACUCUAUUGGUCGUGUUUGAGUUUAUUUGACAAACCAGUUUUAAAACCAAUAGUCGAACAUGGGUCAAACCGGAAGCAAGCAGCACGAAACUUGUGAUCGAAUGAAAGAGGUGUUGCAAUCGAACGGUUCUGCUUUGCCAGCAAAUCAGAAUAUUUCUUCACCCCAGUAUACAACAGCAUCUGGCAAAUGUAUUGCUGCAGUAGCUCCUACUAUGUCCACUGCACAGCCACAACUACACAUCCACUCAACUCAAAAUCAACUAGAACAAUCUAGAACAUUCCAAAACGCUAAUUGGUUACUCACGGCACCAACAGCACAGGCAGUAGCCAAUCAUACCGCUCGCUAUAUUUCAACCAAUCAGAGACCUGUGCUGACGUCAGCGGAGCUUCCUCUUCAUGCUUUGCCAUUGGAAACUGUGAUCGCCAUUUUGGACGCGUACAACAGACAAAUCAGGAGUGAUCAUGCCCAAAAUGAUGCAAUCUUUCUCCAGGGCUCCCAACAUCAAAGAUGCUUUCAGGCACCACAGGUGUUCAGUUCAAUUUUCAACCAGCCUGAAAACAUUCCAGAAGCUGAAGUUCUUUCACAUCUUCCUGAGAGUGCGCAGACAACGCCAGCUUCAUCGGCUUCACCGUCACCCAGAAUAGCAACUCCAAAGUUGACAAACUCGGCUGACAUCAAAAUCGAAGCUUCAACUUCGGCCGAAGACGACGAGUCUCGACUACCGAAGAAGAAACGAAGGUUGCCUCCAAGUGUGCUAGCUCUGGCCGACUCCCAACAGCCAAAGAGGUCUCGGAGAAACGACGAAGAAGUGUUGCGACCCAGUUCGGAAAACAUAGCGAGUAGCAGUGGGACGUCAAAUGCGAGCUAUCAGCAAAGUUCUUCUGCGGUCGACAUUGAAGGCAUCUCAAGAUUUCAAGAUUCGGAGGUUUUCAUGGAGGCUGUGCGUCAUCUUAAGCGUUUGGAGGAAGAACACCAAAUUCAAAGAAGGGAAUUGAUCGAAUGUGAGGCCAGACUGAAAGUGCACUCUGAGUUGAUUGAACUACAAAAGCUUCACCUGAUGAAGAUCAUCCAGGCACUCACCGGUCCCAAAGCUCCUCCUACAACGACAACAACAUCAACAUCCACAACAGCUCCAGACAACCCUUACCACCAUCUUCACCACGUGACAACCAUGCCAUGGCACCACGUGACUGUACCCAGAGACAACACGGUUGAUGAGUCAUUGAUCACCAGACACUACCAGAGUAGAUCUUGCCACCAGUAGUAACUAACUCUCAAGACACCGUGCUUCUUAACAACUGUUCGCCCAAUUGAGCUUGACGUUUGGCAAAAGUCAAUCUUUAAAAAACUGAAUAUGAUGCUGCUCAACUGUGAAAAACAAUUUAUUGUUAUGCAAUAAAAUC
Molecule: messenger RNA, 2066 nt
Organism: Symsagittifera roscoffensis
Lineage: Eukaryota; Metazoa; Xenacoelomorpha; Acoela; Convolutidae
Exons: 6
Coding region: 722-1927 (401 amino acids)
Source: RefSeq, a predicted model, not a curated record